Molecule: messenger RNA, 1458 nt
Organism: Sabethes cyaneus
Lineage: Eukaryota; Metazoa; Arthropoda; Insecta; Diptera; Culicidae
Exons: 2
Coding region: 1-1458 (485 amino acids)
Source: RefSeq, a predicted model, not a curated record
AUGAGACGCGUCUUUGCUUUACUGGUGGUCACUCUGUUGACUGCCAAUCACGUUAAUGCUGAUCUUGGUCUAAAUUUUACAGUACCCGGCCUAGUGAGCGGAAUGGCCGAUGCAGUUGGUGUCGGUGUAAUCGAAUUGAUCAAAGCAAACGGAACCAUCAAGAAUAACGCGGAAGUUGAUCCGUCCGGAGCGCUUGCAACGUUGGUUCUGAUAGUGAAUAACGUUACAAGUCCGUUAAAUAGACUGCUAGGAACGGCACUAUCGGUUGCUUCCAGCAAGACGAACAACGGUCAGCGGAUGUUUGGUAGCAUUUCACCACUAGUAAGUGAUACGGAAAAUGCAGUCAAUAAAGCAUUGAUAGCCUCGCAAGACUUACAACGAAGCAUACGUCCUACGCAGUUUGAUGAAAUCCAGGAGAAUGUUUCCAUGAUCCUUGCAAAUCUCCCGCUGCUUCAGGAUGCUUUUACCGUACUUAGUACGACAGUCUCACUGGUGCAAAAUUCGAGAUCGAACGAUUCAUCGCAGAUAAUAAAUGAUUUUUUCACCAGUUCCAUAAUUAACACGGUGAUUAACCCGGUACGUGACAUAACUGGAAGUGUUAACCGACUUGCAAAGAUCGUUACUGCCGUAACCAAAGACAAAAUGACGGCAUUGAACAUGCUCAGUGCCGUUAAUAGUACGCUUAACAACAACAACAAAUCCAUUCUGUCGGCACUCACAGCGUUUAACAAGACUUCAAGUGAUGCAAACUCAACAGCUGUGAAGAAUACUAAUAACCUUGGCUUCGCGAUUGACCAAUUGUACGUCCCAAUCACUUCGCGGCCGCAAAACUACAACGGAGGUGACAUCAGUAAUUUAACCGCUUUUCUUUCGGAUGUCAAAUCAUACUUAGCCGACACGAACGGCAAGGUUUCGGAAGCAUAUAGCAAUCUUCAGUAUAAUGUUACAAAUAUGCUAAACACUGCAACCAACCAAACUGCUCUGCUGCUUCUGGACACCGUUCAAAACAUUUCUCUACAGGGUCACACUAGCGGAAGUGACCAUGCCGACCGCUGCAUCAGCAAGUAUUCUGCUCAGCUGAACCAGAACCCGCUGCUUGCGAGUCGACUGGCCGUUUGUGUGCAACUGGAUAACGAUAACGUAUACUUCAUCACCAAGGUGUACCGAAUGUUGCUGGAUCAAACGAAAACACUGGCCGCUUCCGGGACGGCGACCAUUCUGGCCCGACAGUGUACGCAAGGACUGUCGAGUUGUGUGCAGACGUAUUUCGCAUCGUUCAAAAACCUUUCACAGCGGAUCAGUGAAAAAUUAGACCUCAGCAGCUCUCUGGUCAGCCGAGAAGUACAAGCAAUUCAAGCGCGCAUUCAAACCUGCACAACGGCUAUCGCGUCUGACAUCGCCGACAACGUCGUCCAGGUUCAGACCAAGUUCACCAACUGCCUGGCCAGUGGAUCUUGA